This is a messenger RNA of Paramecium primaurelia, 1494 nucleotides long. The record is from the annotation of a GenBank genome assembly. Lineage: Eukaryota; Ciliophora; Oligohymenophorea; Peniculida; Parameciidae.
AUGGACCCAUAAGACCUGAUUGACAAUUUAAAUGAAGUGCUUUUAGGAGAUUAUUUCUCCUACAUUGAUACUUUAGGCAAGGGAAGUUUUGGCAUCGUUGUUGCUGCUUAUAGUUCAUCAUUGGAUAAAGUAGUAGCCAUUAAAGUAUACUAUGAAUUCAUCUAGAUAACUUAAUACUUUGAAUAGGAAAACGAGUCAUCCUUAUUACAAGAGUGUUCCCAUCCAAAUAUAGUUAAAUUAUAUAAAGUAGACUUUCCAUAUAUUAUAAAAGGUUUUAAUUGCUAAUAAUCGAGUCUAUUUGAUUAUGGAAAAACUGGUAGGAACUACAUUGGAUGUAUUGAUGAAAAGUUCAGUGCUUUCAGAAACCUUAACCAGAAACAUUAUGUUGUAAAUAUUAAAUGCCCUUGUUUUUCUUCACAGAAAAGGAAUUAUUCAUAGAGAUCUCAAGCCAGGUAAGCAUUAAACUAUAAUUCAGAAAAUAUAUUUAUUUGUGAUAACAAUUAUGUAAAAUUGAUAGAUCUGGGAUUGGGCUACUAGAUGUUUUCAAGAGGUUUCAUUGGUUAAUAAGUUGGUACUCCUUAUUACAUUGCUCCAGAAGUCAUUAAUUAAUAAGAAUAGUCCCAAGUAUUAAAUCAAAUAUAUAAUAGUUGGUUGAUAUCUUUUCUUUGGGAAUUAUAUUUUAUCAAAUGAUAAAUAAUUAUCAACAUCCAUUAUGGCAGAAAGGACAAACUAAGAAAGAUUAUUAUAAGGCUAUCUCAUCUGAGUUUUCAAUUUAAUUUCCACCUUAAAUGUCAGAGUAAGGAGAUCAAAUAAUAUGUAUAGGAUGGCUAAAGAUUUUGUGGAGAACACAGUUACAUUCUAAUCAAUUAAUCGGAUGACAGCUUAAUAGUGUCUGGAGCAUCCAUGGAUCUUAGGUGUCUAAAUAAAAUCUCAUCCAAUCACUAAUAGAGAAAUUAAAUUAAGAUAUUAAUUCACUAAAAAUUUUAAUACAGUAAAAUUAAUUAUCAAAGAAAUUAGAUUGUUAAAGCUUUAUGGAUUCUUAAAAUUUUUAAAGAGUAAUGUUCUGAAGAAAUCUAUUAUAUGAAAACUUAAGCAUCUGAUGAAAUUAAUGAGUUAAUAGAUGAGGGUGAAUUACAAGAACCAUUAUCAAGUAGAGUUCAUACUGAAUAAUUAAUUCCAAAUUGGAAUGGCAGAUAAUAUCGUCUACAUCGAAAUACCACUAAGAUUGAAAGGAAACCUUCAAUUAAUUUAAUUAAAACUUCAUCACAUUAAGAUCUAACACAACUAAAAAAUAAAUUUUAAACAUCCAAAAAAGCAUUUAGUAUUAAUUCAAAUAUAUUUAUAUAAGAUUAUGGUCAAGUUGGGAAUAGAUUGAGUGAUAACUUUUUAAUACCAAAGACUAAUAGUUCAAAGAAAAUUUCGUCCCCAAAUUUACUGCCUAUCAUAUCUCCUAGUAAACAUAAAACAUCAAGUUUUAAUUUUAGACAAUUAUGA